Westerdykella ornata is the source of this 1392-nucleotide messenger RNA. Its product is annotated as Nucleotidylyl transferase. The record is from RefSeq and is a predicted model, not a curated record. Gene Ontology annotation, biological process: pantothenate biosynthetic process. NCBI's taxonomy places the organism in Eukaryota, Fungi, Ascomycota, Dothideomycetes, Pleosporales, Sporormiaceae. Gene Ontology annotation, molecular function: pantoate-beta-alanine ligase activity. The transcript has a single exon. Bases 109 to 1275 code for a protein of 388 amino acids.
GAAUGACAAUUGCAUGAACAUGACUGAGGUGGUAUUUGCAUGGUUGCUGUCCCGGCCCUCGGCAGCUUCAUAAUCCCUUCGGCCCUUGAAAGAGGACCUUGAGCAGCCAUGGGAGGGUCUUUACGCUAUCCUUCCGACCUUCUAAAGCGUCUCUGUCAAUCAACAGCUCGUUCACCGACGGGCUGUCUCCGAAGAAGCAAUCAUCGGGUUGGACCUAUCAUCCCUAAACGCCAGUUCACUGUUUCCUCUACGUUAAAAACCGAGGUCUUCCACGAUGUUGCCGCUCUACGGAAAUACCGAAAAAACCUUCUAUUCAACAACCGCACAGUUGGCCUAGUCCCCACGAUGGGUGCACUGCACGAGGGGCAUUUAUCGUUAAUCCGCAAAGCUGCUGCUGAGAAUACGGAUGUCUUUGUGUCUAUAUAUGUCAAUCCUACCCAGUUCGGUGUCAAUGAGGAUUUGGACUCCUAUCCCAAAACAUGGGAGGCUGAUAUGCGACUCUUGGAAACCCUGGAUAAAGAGCUAGCUGCCUCUGGGGCUGGAAGACUGUCUGUCGUCUUUGCGCCGAGUACGAAGACCAUGUAUCCCACGUUGCCUCCGGACAGCAAUAUUCCCGGCAAAGGAUCGUUCGUUGAAAUGCGCCCUUUGGGCCAGCUUCUGGAAGGAAAGUCAAGACCUGUCUUCUUCAGGGGAGUCGCCACUGUUUGUAUGAAGCUGUUCAAUAUCUGCACACCGGACCGGGUUUAUUUCGGACAGAAAGAUAUUCAACAGACUGUUGUUAUCAAGAACCUUGUAAAAGACUUUCAUUUGGAUAUGGAUGUCAGGAUCGGCGCAACGCAGCGGGAAAGCGAUGGCCUUGCUCUGUCCUCACGAAACGUGUAUCUCGGUGCUCGACGCCGGUCGGUGGGCAUUGUGCUCAACCAGGCUCUGAGAAAAGCGGAGGCACACUUCAAAGAGGGGAAGAGGAAGCGCGACGAUAUCCUGUGGGCCGCUCAUGACCACGCGAAUAGUGUGAAACUUGCACAGGAAGAGCUGCCAGCAAACCAGAGAGCCUUAUUCGAGGUGGAUUAUAUCAGUUUAGCGGACCCAGAGACCAUGGAAGAGAUCGCCGAGGUGGACGAGACGAAAGGCGCCAUUCUGAGUGGAGCUGUGAAGAUGUUGCCUGUCGAGGAACCCCAGGAGGGUGAAAACCUGGGGGUUGGUGGUGGCCAGAUUCCCGUCCGGCUGAUCGAUAAUAUCGUGAUUGACCCCGUCCAGAAGCAGAGCUCGUCAUGAAAUCUGCAGUAUAUGAAAGAUAUAAAUGCAAUCGAUGCUUGGUCGCCACCCCUGUCACCCUUCUCUGUAGAGAACCCCGGUGUGAGCAAGCGCCAUUAACGUCUGCGAUUUGAGUGC